Dichomitus squalens LYAD-421 SS1 is the source of this 720-nucleotide messenger RNA. RefSeq lists its product as uncharacterized. The record is from RefSeq and is a predicted model, not a curated record. Lineage: Eukaryota; Fungi; Basidiomycota; Agaricomycetes; Polyporales; Polyporaceae. The transcript has 5 exons. The coding region runs from base 1 to 720 and encodes 239 amino acids.
AUGGGGGCACCACGGCAGCGUUGUAUUGCAAAAGGGAACAAGCAGCUGGGGAUGUUCUGGGUUACGCCGAACGUUGGCCGGCUGCACCGUGUCGUGGGACACGGGUUCCCGAAGCUCUACUCGCGACGCGUGGCCGCCUCAUGGUACCUCACGGGAACACCAGGAAUCCGCCCCGGUUCUCACCACCUACCGAAUCCCCCAGAGCAUCGCACAACCUUCGACGUGGAGCUGGCAGCGAGGAAUACCAGCACCAGCUUGCCCUCUAGGGGAUCAAGGACGGCCGCAUACGCCGGCCACUGUCCCGACCCGUCAUCCUCUACCGCGUCCUCCUCCGCUCCGUCUGGGCGCACAUCCUCCCUGCUCUUGCUCCCCGUCUUCGCCACCACCGUCAUCGCCGCGCACCAGUUCGAGCUCUGCAUCUGGCUCCUCGCCACGCUCUGUUUCGCCCCGCUCACCGCCGUGCUGGUCCCCGUGAUGGUGCGGCUCGGCCUGCGCUGGAUGGAGAACCGGAGCCCACCCACACAAAAGGCGCAACAGCUUCCAGCGCAAGCAAGCUACCGCGGUCCCUCACGCAAGGCCAGAGCGGCCUUCACAACCCUCCACUUCCUCUCCGAGAUUGUCUACCGCGCGUCCAUCCUCGCCACGGAAGUCGCACGCGCCUCCCGUUUCACAUCCAAACAUCAUCGUGCCGGAGGCUUCCCCAUUGCACAUGGAAGCUGA